UCUAUUGUGACUUUUAUUUCAGAGGAAUUACCUUAAUUUCAGCCUCGGGUGGAAAUGAAAAUAUGCCAUAUUAUUAAUUAGUCCUCCUAUUGAUGUUUAUUCUUGCUAUUACUUCACUCUUUCAAGAAGAUCAGAUCUUGCAAUGAAAUAAUCUCUGUCUGGCAUGUGGGAGGCCAUAACUUCAAAUGAUAUCAAGGAAUGGAUAUUUUUCCAUUAUUAUUUUCCCUGGCUUGUCCCUCAUAUUAAUAUUUUAAUACCGCUACUUUGCUUUUUUGCAGGAAUGUUAAAAGUUAUUAAACAGAAGUCACGAAUUCCAGUAUUUGUGAUGAUAAGACCAAGAGGAGGUGACUUCCUUUACACUGAAGAAGAAUUUGAAGUCAUGAAGGAAGAAAUUAAAAUACUCAAAGAAGCUGGAGCAGGUGGUGUUGUGUUUGGCAUCCUUACAAGUGAAGGUGCAGUGGACAUUACAAGAUGCCAAGAGCUCAAAGAUUUAGCAAGUCCUUUGCCAGCGACUUUUCAUAGAGCAUUUGACAUGGCUAAGGAUCCUUUCACCACUCUAGAGAUUGUUAUUAAAUUGGGUUUUGAGCGUGUUUUGACCAGUGGCCGAGAUUCCUCAGCGCUAGAAGGGUUGCCAACAAUAAGACAACUGGUUGAAAAGGCAAAAGACAGGAUUAUAGUUGUUCCUGGUGGUGGUAUAACAGAACGUAACUUGGAACGUAUACUGCAGGAAUCUGGUGCUAAGGAGUUUCAUUGCUCGGCACGACAUUCCAUGCCAUCUUUAAUGGAGUAUAAGAAUAAAAACACUUCUAUGGGUGGGACCCUCAGUCCACCUGAGUUUAUAACAAAAGUGGCAAGUUAUGAGAAAGUUAAAAAUCUUGUUUUUGUUGCAAGAUCAGUGUUACCAUGACAAUAAGUGUUUAAUCUGGAAGCAGGCUUAUUUCAUUCACAAUAUGAUAUAUAAUCAUGAGUUAUACUAGGGAACCAAUUAUAAUAGUGAUAAAAAAAUAUUUAUACAGGGUUAACACUACAGUAAUUUAUUAAACUGUUAUAGAUGUGGACCCUGUUAAAACAAUAAAUGAAUUUCGUACUAUACUGGGGAUCGAAGUACAUACUAUAAUAUUUUAUUUAAUCCAGACUGAUUUACAGUCAUGUAAAACAUUUCAAUUAUGCAAAACAUUGCAAAUGAGACCAUUUUGCACACACAGUACAUUAUGGAGGUGGCAUUGCUAGUAAUUAGAAUACUGAACGUGUAAUCCAGAGUUCCCAGAUUUAAUUGCCUUUUCUGCCACGAUCUGGCUCAUAUUGUAUUUUGCGAAUCGCUAACCUCCUACAUCAGUUAUAACUCUUAGGUAUCUAAGUUAUAUUUGUUUGAUUGAUAUUUAACUUGAACCACAUUAACAAUACAUUUCAUCACAAAUUUCUAACUUCAAAACAAACUGUGCACGCCAUAUAAAAAGAGCUGCUUUACCCUUACCACACACAAUAUUAAGAGAGGAAGCCACAUCAGGCCAGGUGGUUUUUAUUCAGGUCCUCUAUCCUUGUUGAAUUGGAAUUUGGAAAUAUUUGUUUUUGUGGAGGGAGGAAAACCAGAGAACCUGGAGAAAAACCCUCAGA
Messenger RNA from Orbicella faveolata, 1614 nucleotides. RefSeq names its product copper homeostasis protein cutC homolog. Lineage: Eukaryota; Metazoa; Cnidaria; Anthozoa; Scleractinia; Merulinidae. The record is from RefSeq and is a predicted model, not a curated record. Gene Ontology annotation, molecular function: copper ion binding.